Messenger RNA from Neofelis nebulosa (Clouded leopard), 1389 nucleotides. RefSeq lists its product as uncharacterized. NCBI's taxonomy places the organism in Eukaryota, Metazoa, Chordata, Mammalia, Carnivora, Felidae. The record is from RefSeq and is a predicted model, not a curated record. Bases 1 to 792 code for a protein of 263 amino acids. The transcript is spliced from 6 exons.
AUGCCCUGGGGACAGGCCGACCCCUGCCGGCUCAGCGACCCCACCCGAGACCCCUCAGAGGCCGCGCGGGCGAACGACGGCGUGCGGCGGGCCUCUCCACCUGCUGCCCGGACGCGGCCCGGGCCCCGUCCCGCGGAGGUGUUCGCGCCAGGCUCGAACCGGCGCCUCAGGUGGACGGGGUUCCCGCCCGAACGCCGCCCGGCCGCCCGCGUGCAGGCCCGAGACCUGAGCCCCCGCCUCUGGCUGCCAGCCCGCGCUCCGCGUUCACCGCGCUCGGCCGGGGCCCGCCUCUCGGCAGUUUUCGCUUUCGCUUUCCUGCCGCUGUUGUUGAGGAAAAUGAAAGUGACCGUGGCCGUGGCCCGGGCCGGCGCAGCUGCCGUCGGGGCGAGGGACGCACAAAACGGCGGCGGUCGGCGAGGAGCCUGGGAGCUGGAGCCGCUACCCGCGCCAGACGAGAUGGCAGCACUCCCUGGACUUGUCUGCACCGCAAGCAGCCCUGAGGCUGGACAGCAGGGAGACAAGAAAAUGGACUCCCCUCUGCAACCCGCAAUGUGCCAGGGUUUGCAGCCUAUUGGAGGAAAACAACAUCAAGAGUAUGCUGCUAAAACACUGAGGUUUGUGGACCGGACUUCUCUGUGGCCCAAGUAUUUGGUUUCUACUUCCUCAUUCUCAGCCUCCUCCCACCCCCACCCAACUGCAUCACUGAGACUCAGGCUGGAACCCUUGGGCCCCCCAGAAGGAGCAUCUGUCCCUGAGCUGCUUGGUGAGUGCCUGGGGGUUCUGAGAUCCUAGUAGGAUGGCCUGUGGACAGUACAAGGAGAGAGGAGCUGGACAGGGCCUUUGGCCCUCCUAGGACAGUGACCACCUUGCCCCAGUUUGCCCAGGACUUAGUUGUAGCACUGAAAAUACCACAUUAUAGGAAACACCUCAGUCCUGAGCAAACUGGGACAGUUGGUUACCCUACCUCCAAGGCCCUUUGCACCUCCUAAUCUACCAUAGAUUACCUCUGCAGCCUGGACAGCUGGCUCUUUGGACUCUUAGAUCCCAACCUCUGCACAAUAUGUGGGCACAGAAAGACCUCUAAGCUGAGGAGGGGCCUCAAGCCAGUGCUGGGGAACCAUAGAUUCCUACUUGCAGUGUGUCCUGGAAAGGUGCCACACAUGGAAAUUGUGCCUGUGUCUGCAGGGGACAGUGCUUCUAGCUACGUGCAUGGGGGAGUGACAAAUUCUGUUUGCACCGAGUCUCUAAAAAUGUAGUCGCCUGAUUACCUAGGUGGUAUGUUGCAGGUGGCUUGAAGAAAUGUUUCUGUGUGCUCAUCUGUACUUCUUAUUCUGUAAAAUUAAACCUUUCAUUUGUGUACAUUUUUAAUAAAAUAAAGUAAUGAAUGAC